AUGUAUCAGAAAUUAGCAGUGCAGUUAUGUCAAGAAGUUGAGCAGGUAACUGGUUUUACAAGAGGCAUGUUUCCCUUAAAAUAUCUUGGCUGUCCUAUCUUCCACUCUAGAAAAAGGAAAGUUUAUUAUAAUGAUCUGAUUAAGAGGGUGAAAGAUAGGUUGCAGAACUGGAAAGGAAUUUUGUUAUCAUUUGGAGGGAAGCCAGUUCUUAUCAACAGUGUUUUACAAAGUAUGCCAAUGUACCUUCUAUCUGCAAUGGAACCUACUAAGUACACACUAAAUGAACUGCAUAAAAUCUUUGAGGGAGGAUUGGGAUUUAGGACCCUUUUUGAUGUAUCAAAAGCUUUAUUCACUAAGCAAUGGUGGAGAUUCAGAAAUUCUGGUACCCUGUGGUCAACAUUCAUGUGGAAUAAGUACUGUAAGAAACACAUUCCAACUAGGGUUCAAUGGAAAGGAGGCUCACAAUUAUGGAAGAAGAUGCUAGUAGCAAGAGAUACUAUAGAAGAGGAGAUUUGGUGGGAACCAAGAAAUGGUUCUGCUAACUUUUGGUUUGAUUAUUGGACUAAACUUGGUCCUCUUGCUCAACUUACGCCAGUUAAUUUCCCUAUGGUUGACAGUAUUCAGGAUGUUGCAGAUGUUAUGGAGAAUGGGACUUGGAAUUAUCAGACAUUGCACAAACUGUACCAGAAGAUAUUGUUGAUCAUAUAA
Lycium barbarum (goji berry) is the source of this 708-nucleotide messenger RNA. RefSeq lists its product as uncharacterized. The transcript is spliced from 2 exons. The record is from RefSeq and is a predicted model, not a curated record. Lineage: Eukaryota; Viridiplantae; Streptophyta; Magnoliopsida; Solanales; Solanaceae. Bases 1 to 708 code for a protein of 235 amino acids.